AUGGCAGAAGAAAUAGAUGGUGUUUCGUACGAAGUUAAAGGCAAAGUUGCCAUCAUCACUUUCAACAUUCCUGACAAAUUGAAUGCCUUAGGUAGAGAACAAUACUUGCAAUUGGGUAAGUUUGUCGAAAGAGCCGACAAAGAAGAAGAGACUGUUGCCACCAUUAUUCAAUCCACUGGUAGAUUCUUCAGUGCCGGUGCUGAUUUCUCUGACAAGAAAACUAUUCAACAAGAUCCUGCUGUGCUCUUCAGUCAUGAACAUUGGUUGGCUUCUUUUGUUGCUAGAAACACCUGGUUGACUAAUGUUUUCAAUGACCACUCCAAGAUCUUGGUUGCUGCUGCUAACGGUCCUGUUAUUGGAUUAUCAGCUGCUUUACUUUUGUUGUGUGAUUUGAUUUAUGUCAACGACUUGAAGAAAUUUUACAUCUUGACUCCAUUUGCUAACUUGGGAUUGGUCACCGAGGGUGCUACUGCAAUCACCGUAGCCAGAAGAUUGGGUUGGUCAAAAGCUUCAGAAGCCUUGUUGUUGGCCAAGAAGAUUUCUGGUGAAGAUUGCAACCAAAAUGGGUUAGUCAACAAGCACUUCACUGGGGAGAACAAGAGCACCGAAGAUUUCAACAAGACUGUUGAGCAAUUGAUUCAAGACUCAGUCGAAUCUUUACAUGAAGAUUCAAUCUUUGGAAUCAAGAAGUUGAUGAAGAUUGGAAGAGAUCCAGAAAUCAAUUAUGCCAACUCACAAGAAGUUGUUGCCGGUUUCAACAAGUGGAUCGAAGGUGUUCCACAAAUGAGAUUUGCUCAAUUGGCAAACAAGGAGAGAAAGCACAAGAUGUAA
This is a messenger RNA of Lodderomyces theae, 831 nucleotides long. It is a transcript of the gene ECI1, whose product is annotated as dodecenoyl-CoA isomerase. Gene Ontology annotation, cellular component: peroxisomal matrix. Gene Ontology annotation, biological process: fatty acid beta-oxidation. The transcript has a single exon. The coding region runs from base 1 to 831 and encodes 276 amino acids. The record is from RefSeq and is a predicted model, not a curated record. Lineage: Eukaryota; Fungi; Ascomycota; Pichiomycetes; Serinales; Debaryomycetaceae.